Molecule: messenger RNA, 1457 nt
Organism: Sapajus apella (tufted capuchin)
Lineage: Eukaryota; Metazoa; Chordata; Mammalia; Primates; Cebidae
Gene: ANXA4
Product: annexin A4
Exons: 13
Coding region: 220-1185 (321 amino acids)
Cellular component (GO): cytoplasm
Molecular function (GO): calcium-dependent phospholipid binding; calcium ion binding
Source: RefSeq, a predicted model, not a curated record
GUGCGCUUCGCCUGGAGAAGAAUUUUCCGGUCUUGUGGGCAGAAGAACAACCAGGAACUCGAGCUCAGUCUCCACCCCAAAGUGGGGCGGAUCCGUCCGGGAUAAGACCAGCUGUCUACCCUGAGCAGGGUGUGACCACAGCAGCCGCAUUGGAGGAGCGCAGCCUGGCGUCGGAGAACUUCUGCUUGGGUGACUGAACUCUGAUCUUGACCUAGAGUCAUGGCCAUGGCAACUAAAGGAGGUACUGUCAAAGCUGCUUCAGGAUUCAAUGCCAUGGAAGAUGCCCAGACCCUGAGGAAGGCCAUGAAAGGGCUUGGCACUGAUGAAGAUGCCAUUAUUAGCGUCCUUGCCUACCGCAACACCGCCCAGCGCCAGGAGAUCAGGACCGCCUACAAGAGCACCAUUGGCAGGGACUUGAUAGAUGACCUGAAGUCAGAACUGAGUGGCAACUUCGAGCAGGUGAUUGUGGGGAUGAUGACGCCCACGGUGCUGUAUGACGUGCAAGAGCUGCGAAGGGCCAUGAAGGGAGCCGGCACUGAUGAGGGCUGCCUAAUUGAGAUCCUGGCCUCUCGGACCCCCGAGGAGAUCCGGCGCAUAAGCCAAACCUACCAGCAGCAAUACGGACGGAGCCUUGAAGAUGACAUUCGCUCUGACACAUCAUUCAUGUUCCAGCGAGUGCUGGUGUCUCUGUCAGCUGGUGGGAGGGAUGAAGGAAAUUACCUGGACGAUGCUCUCGUGAGACAGGAUGCCCAGGACCUGUAUGAGGCUGGAGAGAAGAAAUGGGGGACAGAUGAGGUGAAAUUUCUAACUGUUCUCUGUUCCCGGAACCGAAAUCACCUGUUGCAUGUGUUUGAUGAAUACAAAAGGAUAUCACAAAAGGAUAUUGAACAAAGUAUUAAAUCUGAAACAUCUGGUAGCUUUGAAGACGCUCUGCUGGCUAUAGUAAAGUGCAUGAGGAACAAAUCUGCAUAUUUUGCUGAAAAGCUUUAUAAAUCAAUGAAGGGCUUGGGCACUGAUGAUAACACCCUCAUCAGAGUGAUGGUUUCUCGGGCAGAAAUUGACAUGCUGGAUAUCCGGGCACACUUCAAGAGACUCUAUGGAAAGUCUCUGUACUCAUUCAUCAAGGGUGACACAUCCGGAGACUACAGGAAAGUACUGCUUGUUCUCUGUGGAGGAGAUGAUUAAAAUAAAAAUCCCAGAAGGAUAGGAGGAUCCUCAACACUCUGAAUUUUUUUAACUUCAUUUUUCUACACUGCUAUUAUCAUUAUCUCAGAAUGCUUAUUUCCAAUUAAAACGCCUACAGCUGCCUCCUAGGAUAUAAACUCUGUAUUAUUAUUCACCUAUAAUUAGUCAUUGUGAUGCUUUAAAGCUGUACUUGCAUUUCAAAGCUCAAUUUAUAAGACAUAAAUGGAGAUUUAAAAUUAGAAAUAAAAAUGUAUUCCAUGUUUUUAAAAGAU